AUGGAGAGCAACAUGAAGAAGGUGGUGGUUGAGGAAGAAGAGGACUCGGAGCAGGGAUGCUGCUGCCCAGGCUGCUGCAUGCCCUGCACCAUGUGCUGUGCCAAGUGUGCCCGGUGCUGCUGCCUGCCCAAGUGCUGCUGCAAGUGCCCCAAGUGUCCCGGCUGCUCCGGCUGCUCCGGCUGCCUCAAGAAGUCCCUGUGCUUCGUCCCCCGCCUGCUGUGCUACCUGCCCCGCAAGCUGCUGGGCUGCCGCAACCUCCGGUGCCUCCUCAUCGUGGUGGUGGUGGUGGUGCUGCUGGUGGUCAUCAUCGCCGGCGCCCUGCUCAUGUGGCUGCGCGUCGACCAGAGCCACGCCGACACCGUGCUGCGGAUGGGCCUGUGGGGAGGGCCGGCCUGGGAAGAGGAUGCGGCCACUUUCUACCUGGACGGCGGGGAUGGGGACGCGGCCACCGUGGUCUAUGACUACAGGAAUCUGCUGGUGAGCUACAGGUCCCGUCUGCACCGCGCCUGCUACGUCACCCGUGUGGACAAGGACAACAUCCCAGGGCUGGACGCGGUGGCCGAGACCUUCCAGCGCCGGCAGAACGAGCAGAGGAUCUCCCUGCCCCUGGCUGAUCUCUCCCUCCUGGGCACCACAGCGAGCAUCCUCUGCAGCGCCCUGCCCGUCUACUGGGCUUAG
Messenger RNA from Myiozetetes cayanensis, 678 nucleotides. Its product is annotated as pulmonary surfactant-associated protein C-like. NCBI's taxonomy places the organism in Eukaryota, Metazoa, Chordata, Aves, Passeriformes, Tyrannidae. Gene Ontology annotation, cellular component: extracellular region; alveolar lamellar body. The transcript has 5 exons. Gene Ontology annotation, biological process: respiratory gaseous exchange by respiratory system. The record is from RefSeq and is a predicted model, not a curated record. The coding region runs from base 1 to 678 and encodes 225 amino acids.